This is a messenger RNA of Microstroma glucosiphilum, 885 nucleotides long. RefSeq lists its product as hypothetical. The transcript has 2 exons. NCBI's taxonomy places the organism in Eukaryota, Fungi, Basidiomycota, Exobasidiomycetes, Microstromatales, Microstromataceae. Bases 1 to 885 code for a protein of 294 amino acids. The record is from RefSeq and is a predicted model, not a curated record.
AUGUUCAACAUCUUCGGCUCCUCUGCCUCUUCUUCCUCAACUGCUGCUGCUACGUUCACCUCCGCCUCGGGUCAAACCUCUGCUUCCUCUUCCAAUCUCACUACCGGCCCAACCGAGCCUCAGAGCAAGAUUCGAUACUAUCGAGACCGCGGCUUCUACCGUAGACAGAACAUCCUCGACGUCGUGCGCGAGUCACCCUUGUGUCAUGUGGCCUUCCAGCAUGGGGACACUCUGAUGAAUAUUCCGCUCAUCGUGGCCGUUCGGCCCCCUACCGAAGAUGAGGAGCAAGCGGACGAGGUAGAGAUGAAAGAAGUCGUCUAUCUGCAUAUGAACUACAAGAGUAGCCUGGUGGAGGCUGUGCAAGCUGGGACUUUGCAAGUACUUACGGCGUCUUGUACGAUCGUGGACGGCAUCGUCUUCUCACCUUUCCCACAUGAUCACUCUUAUGACUACCGUAGCGCAACUCUGCACCUACAUCGUCCCUCCCUUGUCACAGACCCAGCAGAGAAAGUCAAAGCACUCGCAAUAGUCGUUAACCAAAGCACAGGCUACGACCGUUCCGCCGCUGUUGGCCUCUCCGAUCCUAACGGUACAAACGCCCGAGGGACAGCCGUCAUUCGAUGUGAGGUGAAGGCAAUGAGUGGGAAGCAGAGAACGGGAGGAUUCAAGUCGGGGGAGAGUGCAGAAGAGGACCGAGCUGAGGCUGAUGAAGGACAGGCGAUGCAGGGGGCUGUGCCUUGCUGGGUCCAAUACGGAGAGCCUGUGGGAGCGGGAAGGGAUGUGGCUCGGGUGAGGGAGGUGUAUGAGGAGAAGAGCGAAAGCAACAGACAGAGGGCAGAGGGCAUCGUGCUAGCUGAUGCGCGAUACAAGCUAGCUGGCAAGUGA